Molecule: messenger RNA, 1404 nt
Organism: Necator americanus (New World hookworm)
Lineage: Eukaryota; Metazoa; Nematoda; Chromadorea; Rhabditida; Ancylostomatidae
Exons: 13
Coding region: 1-1404 (467 amino acids)
Source: RefSeq, a predicted model, not a curated record
AUGAAAGACUCCCUUGGGGUGCUGUUCAGUUGUGCUCAUUCUUUUGCGGGAGCCGGGCUGGCUCAAUUCCUGCCUACUAACGGGAUGAUAUCCACCAAUGUUUUACUGCAAAAUAUGCUGAGUAUGUUAAUUGUUCUCGCCACACUGAAGCUUGUUUUAUGCUCUAAACCGCAACAAUUGGAUGAACAAAUGGGAUUGGAGGUCAGCGAUGAUGAUGGAGGAAGCGCUCCUCGACGGUUAACACGAAGCAGCAGAAGCAAUAAAAAGCGACGAGCUAGAAGAGCUAAAACAAGAAGAAUGCAAAUACAAAGAAUGCCACAACAACGUGAAGGCGUAGGCGGACCAAUGUCUGACGAGGAGAAACCGCCCGCACCUCCUGCUCCUCGUCUCAACAUUAGAGCACCAGCGGAAACAAAGAUGAGAGCAACGUUCGAUCCUAAUUAUCAGACAUUAGUCGGACUCAGCAACGAUGAUGUUUUCAAAGCCAAAGAUGGCGGGAAACCGUUCGGUGGUGGUGGCGGUGGUGGCGAUGCUGGUGGAGGAGGUGCCUUCGAAAUUCGUCCACCUGCUGAUACGGGAAUGAAAGCAACGUUUGAUCCCAAUUAUCAGACACUGGCAGGACUUAACAACGAUGAAGUGUUCCAACCGAAGGGUGGUGGAGGUGGCGGAGGUAACUUGAAAAUUAGACCACCAACAGAUAAUAGGGGAGGAAAAGUUGCGACAUUUGAUCCGAAUUAUCAGACCCUUGCGGGGCUGAAGAACGAAGACAUCUUCAAACCGAAGAGCACAGGAAAAGGACUAGCUGGAGGCAACCUAAACAUUCGGCCGCCUAAAGACACCAGAGGAAAAAAAGUUGCAACGUUUGAUCCAAAUUACCAGACCCUUGCAGGAUUGAAUAAUGAUGAUGUUUUCAAACGAAAGGAUGAGCAAAAAGGGUCAGGUGAAGGCAAAUUGAACAUCAGACCACCCAAAGGAGGAGGCAAAGUUGCAACAUUUGAUCCUAAUUACCAGACAUUAGCUGGUCUAAACAAUGAUGACGUCUUCAAACGAAAGGAUGAUGAUGACCAGGGCCCAAGAGGUGGAGGAAAUCUAAAAAUUAGACCUCCUAAAGACGCUAGGGGCGGGAAAGUUCCAACAUUUGAUCCGAACUAUCAAACACUUGCUGGAAUGAAGAAUGAAGACGUUUUUAAACCUAAGGAUGGUGGUGGUUACGGUGGUGUUGGCGGCGCCGGGGGUAGAGCUGGAGGUGCGCCGAAAGUUCAGAGACCUGCGCAACAUAAGGUUGUCGCUACGAAUGAUCCAAACUAUCAGACGUUGGCAGCCAUAAAUGCUAAUAUUUUCGGUGAAGAUAAAAAGAAAGCAAGACCAAAAAGUCGAGAUGAAGAUAAAUGGUCAACUUACUAG